Molecule: messenger RNA, 9781 nt
Organism: Odontomachus brunneus
Lineage: Eukaryota; Metazoa; Arthropoda; Insecta; Hymenoptera; Formicidae
Product: beta-1,3-galactosyltransferase 5-like
Exons: 2
Coding region: 1912-3162 (416 amino acids)
Cellular component (GO): membrane
Molecular function (GO): hexosyltransferase activity
Source: RefSeq, a predicted model, not a curated record
CGAUAUACCGGACAUUCCUCACGUCCGAAAUUUCCUCGACACUAUAUGAUACCGCGUCCAGCUUGCCAGCAUGCACAGGAAAUAAUUCUCUGUGUAUAACUCAGGGAAAUAGUUUCAGCAUCGUUUUAUCCAAGACCAAUAAGUUCUCGCGUCCUGUCGCUUGUAUAGCCGCUCUAUUCGAAAUGUUCAUCGAACUCCUUCAGAUAAUUCAUUGAUCCCCGAGUAAUUUUUGUUCGCAAUUAUUAAAUCGUCGAUUUCGACUCGCGCUUAUCGAUGCAGCCUGAUUUUUGAGAUAAACUCACGUGGCCUGCUUUUGGAUAUUUAUCCAAAAAUACACACACCUCGUCCCGCUUCAAUAUAAUACGAGAUAUUACUGAAUUAUCGAUUAGCUUACCUUUAUAUAGAUCUCACUUUCCACGUUAAUCAGUUUAAGACAAUGUAGUCGUCCUCAUAAAUUCUUACACAAAAAUUGACAAGUACUUUUUAUCUACCAUGAUGAUCGACUUUUUUUCCAGAAAUAGCCGAAUGCCUAGCAGUGCGCAGGCAAUCACAUUAUCGAGGGCGUUCAUUAUAAAAUUCUAAUCUCGAAACGUGUCGAGUAUUAGCCAUAAAGUCAAGGGACACUUUUAAAGCAGCGAUCAGCGCGAAUAAUGCAUUUGAAGCACGUAACGACGAUGCCUCUUGCACAGUAUGAUGCUGUUAAAACAUUCAGCGUUUUGUAAGGUUUCCAUCGCGCGUCACCGGAUAUAUGUCGGAUAAACGACGGUUGGAACGAUGAUACGCAUACAAAGUGAACUCAUCGUCAUCGGUGAGCAAUCUGAUACGAGAUAAUGAUAAAUUCGCAGAUGAUCCAUUUAGGAGAGACUCGAAGAGAAACUAUUCUAAAUUUCUUCAAUAUAUCUAGAUAUUCCACAUAAAACACUUUUUUAUUAACAUCCCACUUUCCCACACAACAUGCAUGUCUCAAAGACGUCUUAAAGAUCUCCAAAACAUGUCUAAAAACAGUAGGACGUCUUUUACGUGGUUUAAAUUUCAACUUUCAACUCGAAUCAUUUCCAAGGAUUGUUCUCACUCAACGAUCACCUCAAUCGUAAUGACAGCUUCGCUCAUUUGUACCUCCUCGUUAACUCAUGGCUAGUAAUGGAAGGAAAGGUCUCCAAGCGCAGCCUUUACGCUUCGAAAGUCCGAGGGUUCAGUCGGUCCGGUUUUCAGUCGGCCAGUUUGAAAUCGCGCGUGUUUGUCAGCGACGAGGCGCGUGGCGCCAUCUCGCGGCCGCGUCGCGAAUCAAAAGGAGCGCGCGCGCGCGCGCGCAACGAAAGGGAAGAAGCGUCGCGCGAUGGGCGCGCGGAUACGUUGGCGACAGUCGUGUCGAUACGAUGGUCAGGUCGGAGCUGCGACGGCUGCGGGCGGCUGAUCCUCCUCACGUCACCUGGCGCACCUCGGAGCCGCCGGCGGAGCAACGUGCGACGGUAAGGUGUACGAGCGGACGAGCGUGACGGCCACGACCACGUACUGCAUAAUGCGUGAGACGAUGCUGAGCGUUCGGUCGUCGUCGGAAGCGGGCCAGUGACAUUCGGUCGCGCGCGCGGGGCCAGUCAGGGUCGGUCGUCCACGGCAACCCCGGAGCGAGGGAAAGGCGAGAGGGCAGACGGACGGACGGACGGGCGAGUGAGCGAGCGAGCGAGCGAGCGAGCGAACGAUCGAGUAGCAGUCGACGAGUGGCUGCACGCAGUAUGGGAAUAACCUGUCGGCCAGCACGCAGCGCUCCGAGCCGCGACGGAGUCCACGACGGAGCGACGCCGACGGCCGUCGUCAGGUCGGCGCACACUGCGCGAUGAUAUAGUCCGUGCCUCCCCUCAGGAACUGACCGCGUCGACACCAAGAGCAAGAGCGUGAGACGCAUCCAACGUCAUGUUUUACCACCUGCAUCUCAGGAGUCGUCUUCUGCAGACCCUGAUCGUCGCGCUGAUCGGCCUCACCUUCUAUGCGUACUAUCGUACCACCGUGUACGAUGUCCGCCAGUUCAGUCUGCCACGAAACACCAAUCAUUCCGUGUACCAAGAAGGCCUGCCGCACGUGCACACGAAUCUUAGCGCGGACUUACGGCCGACAGGAACGGCCAGGAAUUCGAGCUUGGAUAACGUGGCUUUAAGCCAGUUUACGGCACACAACGUGAAUAAUCUGUCGACUCUCAUCACGACGCUGUCGACGUCCUCCUCGUCGUCUUCCGCCGCGAGCAUGUCGAUCAGCUCGAAGCAGUCGAACGAGAAGCAACCGGCUGUGCUGCCGGUGAGGAUUACUGUCAGCAACGCGACCAGGUCAUCGCCGAUAGUGGUGCGUAGCGAUUCUGCGCGCGCCAUAUACGAGGCCGGCCACACCGUGCCGAUCCCGGAGCGUUGUCCGAACUUGGGCAAGGACAUGGACCUGGUCGUAAUCGUGAUGUCCGCGCCGACGCACCUGGACGCGAGGACGGCGAUCCGACAGACCUGGGGCCACUUUGGUCAGCGUAGCGACAUGAGCGUGCUCUUUAUGCUCGGCACCACCAGCGACCGCAAGAUCGAGACUAUCUUGCGCAAGGAACAAUAUAUGUACAACGACAUGAUACGCGGCCGCUUCCUCGACUCAUAUUCGAAUCUCACACUAAAGACCAUCUCGACGUUGGAGUGGGUGGACAGUUACUGUUCGAAGGUGAAGUACCUACUGAAGACUGACGACGACAUGUUCAUCAAUGUGCCGCGGCUGCUCGCUUUUGUGAACAAACACGCGAAGGAUCGUAACGUGAUAUUCGGCCGCCUGGCCAGAAAGUGGAAGCCCAUCAGGAACCGCAAGAGCAAGUAUUACGUGUCGCAGGCGCAGUUCCAGCAGUCGGUCUUCCCGGACUUCACCACCGGUCCGGCGUACUUGCUGUCGAGCGACACGUUGCGCCGGCUAUACGACGCCGCCUUGGACCACACGUACCUGAAGCUCGAGGAUGUGUUUAUGACCGGUAUUGUCGCGCACAAGCUCGGCAUCAGACGCUCGCACGCCAACGAGUUCCUCAACAAGCGCAUACAGUACACCGCCUGCAACAUCCAGCGUGGCAUCAGCAUACACAUGGUCAAGUACAGCGAGCAGUUCGACCUCUGGAAGAAGCUGCUGGACGGCAAGAGCAAGUGCAAGUGAUAAUCGAGGCCGGGCGAAGGUCCUACGCUUGACCCUGAUGAACCAAGUGGUACGAUUGUUACCGUCUAAUGCGACUCGAGUGCCCGGUUAACACGCUGGCUCGCGAAACCAGUCGUCGUUUCACUGACAGCCAUCUACGCGCGUAUACACACGCCCACACACACAUACACACAUGUAGUCACAUACAUACACAGUACGCGUGCGUUCAAGCACACGCACGCGUGUAUCGAACACACUUCGCUCGAAGCGCGAACUCGGUGACACGCACAGAGAGUGGUAAUUGCAAGAGUGUGCACCGCGAAACGAGAGAGAGACGUGAACGAUUUCGCCGCUUAGAUUUUUACGAUACGACCCGCGCGAGCUGUAUGACCUCGCGACUCUGCCUUUUCCCACAGGGAUCGGAACGAGAGCGGCAACCUUCACAUCCUGAAAGGAUCGCCGAGGUAUCAUGGCUGAAUCCUGGUCUCCCUCUUACGUUCCCUCGAGAAUUCCAAAGAAGUAUUUUAAUUAUUACGUAAAAUCGUACGGAAAUUAUUUUAGCGUAACGAUCUUGUAAUGUAGAGUGGCUUCUCGUUUUUCCAAGAAUAUCUUUCUCUAUCUCUUGCAGAUAGAGAAAUAGGUCGAACAGAUUCCUCGCGGAGAGAUUUCGCAACUUUUUUUCAGGCUUUGACUUUUCAUUUUCUUUUCUCUUUCAUAUAUACAUGUAUAUAUAUAAUACCGUGACACUAGACUGUCGUAGAUACCGGACCGUAUGUGUUUCCGCCGCGUAUCCAGCAGCGGACGUGUCCGUUCAAUUUUCAGCUUGCACUCGGGCGAGCUACAUCCUCCGUGUUGGUGCCGUACCGAGCGUGAUCGGACAGCCGCGUGUGCAGCAUUAAAUGCACCAGUAGGAUACGGUCCAGUAUUUUUACGCUCUAGUGUAGGAGGAGCGCGCGCUAUCGCGCUCGCUGCAUGAGACUCCCCAAGAGGAUUCUCUUUGUGUAAUCGGCAGUCUCAUUAUGGCCGACGUCGAGUUGCCACGUGCACGUGUACUCGUCGACAUUCAAUCCGCGGUAUAAUCAGGUCAAAGUAACAAUAUCUCGCAAGAUGUAUCGGGUAUCGCGCACUUUCUCCCGACGAACAACUCUCCGGUGAAUUUGGAGCUGAUGUUUCCAAGCGGAAAGUUCAGCCUUAAUCGCGCUGUUAUUUGGCAUUUAAGUGGCACUUGACAAAUUACGCUUUAACUGCACCAGUGAAUUUCACCCUCGAUUAAUAUCGAGCGAAUCUCAUUCUUUUUCCCCUCUCUCUCUUUCUCUCUCUCUCUCUCCUCCCCUCUCUCUCUUUCUGUCUAUUUCUCUCGCGCUAAGAUUCAAGUCAUGCUUAGUUAUCAGGAUCGCUACACUGCGUGUCAUAAAGGUCUCCUCUCUCUUUCUCUCUCUCAUAUUUCCGGAGAAAAAUAAGAAUCGAAUUCGUGUCCGUCGAGGGUACCUAAGAGUCGCAAGCUUUGCUGCGCUCCGACCGAGUGGGGUAAUUGAGAUAUUUUGUGCGAACGUGACAGUCGCAGUCAUCUGCGAGAGCGCGACUUCCCUUCUCUCCCGAAUAUUAUCUAGUCAUCGUCCUAGAUAAUACGUCGCACGACAAUGCGGACGUGAACGCUGUGAAGCUGUAUACCAUGAUAUCGACUAUCCUUCGCGCCUCACUUCCCCGUCGUAUUCCAUACUCUCGUAUCGCACUACUUCUUUGUAUCCUGCGGAAAUAUAGCAUAUAUAUUUCCGUUCCCGGUGCCAUAUGUCUGAAACCCGAUUAGAGGAAUUUAUAUAACGGCGGCGCGAUGAAGUGUAAAAGUAAUAGAAGCCCCGAAAGCGAGAUAAUUGAGACCGCCGAGCAAAUGAGACGAGGCCUAUUGCUUUCCGACGAAUACGAUCGAUAGCUGCCGUUCUUCAAUGACUUUUCUAUGAUUGUCGAAUUAAUAUUGCAUCGAGACCACAUCGCUCUCCUGACUUUGAUUACCCCGCCGUAUAUCCCUACUUCAAUCGCGUGUUUUAUAAAUAAAUAUAGACUUUUCUUUAGUAGAUUAUGAGUACGUAAUCUUCCAUCAAGAAGUCAUUGGAUUCCUAUCGUCUCAUUACUCAUCGGCCUCGGUUACUUGUUUUUAUAUUUCAUCACGUCUGAGCUUAUAUAUGUAUAUAUAUAUGUAUACACAUUGUGUUCCUAUAUUGCGCGUCGCGCUUCCUGAAAGUGCAUUAUUUUUAAUUAUUACUAUAGUCGCUUUUAUUUCAUACAUUACUCCUUCACACACACACAUCUUCCUUGCCUUCCCUAAAUUAUUUAAACAAUCUAUCUCACAUUAAGCAUUUUAAUUGUUUCAAAUUUUCAAAUCUUCACGAGAAAAGAAAGUUUGGUCGAUUUAAUCAAAUAUCUAAAAUCUAAACGCGCGCGCGCGCGGAUCAGAAAUUCCGGUUGAACUUAUCAGAAUUCUGUCCAGAUUAACGAAAAUUUCUCACUGGCCAGAACUCGCAACUGUACAAGUUAAUCACAAAUUUUGUUAAUUUGAGCAGAAUUCUGAUGAUAACUUCAAUCAGAAUUUCUGAUUCGAUCGUAUUUCACCAAACCUUUGGAUUUUAAUCUAACCAAACUUUUCUUUUCCGUGUGCAUGUAAUCAAAUCGAAUGUCCCAUUCGCGCUAGAAUAGAAUGGAAAUGAAGUUGAUGAAGUAUUUUAGUCAUUUUUAAGAAUUGCGCUAGUAAAGAAUAUCAACAUUGAUAGAUCUGAUUCGCGCUCGAACGUUAAGAGAGCUUUAUUUUCGCGGUUAAUUAAGGUCGUGCCUCGUCUAUUAUAAUUAUUUAUCACCGAGUCGAUUGCAGUUCUUGUGCGACAGGUUGAAGAAGGAGUGUACCUUUCUGUUGUCCGUUUCUCUCCGUGAAAACACGCGCGCGAAUCACGAGUUAACGAGCCCCGAAGAUCAGGCCAAGGCUCCUGCAACUCGUUGCGACCGCACGCCGCACGUAUUCCAAUUGUGUCCUUGGCACGUAUUCCGACCGGCACGGCGCGUCCAAGUACGAGGUAAAGGGACUGCUUUAGUCACGACAAUCGGUUGUCAUUUGUUAGGCGAGCGACCGUAACGAAGGGUCGUUCCAUCCCGAUUGCGAUGCGGCGCGAGGAUCGCGAUUUCGCGGCUCGCGAAAGGGGAACGCGCAUCGGCCUGGUCUCUCCGGCCGACCCUGGCGAGAAGUUUGACAUGAUCACACACACACAUACUUACCUAGUCUAUAAUAUUUCGCCAAUCGGCGGCGUAUCACCUGUGCAUCACGCGAAGACAAAAGGUCGAGAGGAAUUUUCCAAAACGCAACUCCCCCCGAUCGUCUCAACCAAAAUUGCUCAAGAGACCCCAAGAAUCCCAAAAGAUACGUAAGAUAGUAAGAUAAAUGAUCAAAAAGUCUCCGCGAGAAUGCAACGAAGAUAAUUUGGUCUCACUGACUUAUGAUUCAUGAACGAUUACGCUGCGCUAAAGAAGAAACGACUUCGCUCACGCAAACAGUACAAACUGUCUAGCUCGAGCCAAGUUGGACGAUGAAAAAUCGAAGUUUACGAGGAAGCGCGCGGAUAUCGCCGUUUGCAAGCAAAUAAUUCCUCAGAUUGAUAUGCCUCAGUAGACUACGUAUAAUAAUAUCUCAUGAAUUCACACGCUGAUAGUGCGCAGCGAGAUUCCGCAUCGAGUCGCGUUUACCGAGUCGAUCGAUUGAGAGAAUCGGGAGAUGGAUACGGAUUGUCCUGAAAAUUAAAAUCCUUGAAAUUUGUCAAGUGGGCAAAUUAAUUUGCCAAGUGGCGAAGCAAUCUUUCGAAAUACAAAUUUCUCGAAAUAUCGAAAAAAUGUUCGAUUAUUCUGGAAAAUUUAUUAAGUCCGAGUGCCGAGAAAAUGUGUGCCGAAAUACAGCUUUCUCGGAAUAAUAAUAUUAAUUUGACAAACGUUCAGUAAAUCUUUGUCGACGUUGCAAUGCUCUCGCAACAAUUGUAUGCUUUCGGUAUUUCGAGAAAGUUGCAUCUUGAAAGGGAGAGACUGCCUGAAGAUAUUCGAAUUUUGGAAUUAGAGCUUUUCAGUUUCAUCUCGUUGCCCCGAAAAAUUGCCCCACUUUUUACAUCUCGGUUCCACGUUUUUCAUCCAGAACAAUGCAUGUCCAUCAGUCGGGCCAAUAUCGUGGGCCAAUUCACGGCAAGCGACGACAUUCAACCAAAAAUUCGAGUUAGAGCCCUUAGUUGCAGCCGACACGAGAUAGUGAAACGUACUUACAUGUUCUAGAUUCGCAGUAUUGUACCAGUAUGUAUCUACAUAUGUAAUACACGCGCGCGUCUCUCCCGCUCACGAUAGAUCCGCAAUGUCGCACGAUCCAGAGCGUCCUGAGAUAACAAUGGUCACUCGUAAAUCGUCUCGUGAUCGCGCGACAGAUAAUUUAUUUCUCCAUUCCUCUCUCCUCUCUACCUUUAGCUUAGGUGAACUGAGUGCCCUAGAUGAUGUGCAUUUUAUUUUUGUAUGCGUCUAUAUAAUAAUAAUAAUAAUAUGUAUAUUACGCGAGUGUCUGCAACCCCACAUAGAUAUGUAAUUAAUUGACAUGUGGUUAUAAUUGUUAUUAUUAGUACGUUCACUUAUUAUCGCGAAGCCGGAAGAGCGUUAAUCGCGAAACGUUCUAAUCGUCCGGCUCGAGUCUUGCCGCGUUUCACCCUUCGUGCUCAAAACUAUUUUUAUUUUUAUUUUUUUUUCCUCCCUCAGGCAGUGUUUUGCGUAAGAGCGAGCGACGAGCGAGAAUUAUAGAUUCAACGAACCGUCUCGCGAAAGAGAGAGAGAGAGAUAAUGUAUGUGUGUGUGUGUGUGUGUGUCGUAACGACAGUGUGACGGUUUAAUUCCGCUCGCGGCUCCUCGUGAAUUAUCGUCGUCUAAUUUAUCGAUGUGCCUUUGGUAAUGAUUAUUUAUAUAGAGAAGAAACGUGUAUUUGCAUUUUGCGAAAUUAUGUAAAUUUGGCCGCGAAAAAACAAACGAAUGGACACUCCUCGUCGGCUCACACUACUACGCUUAUAAGCGCGGUGCGCGCAACGCACAUUGCUUAAUGUACGACAACGCAAUGCGCGUAGGACAUCCGGUACGCGGUUAAUAAUACGCAACGGUCAAUGAAAUUAACAGAUCGCGUUGUGAAACGGAGGCAAGGUGAAUGAGUGAAUUGCGUAUCAAACAUACAAAAGCUAAUCGCGAUAUGAAGUGACGGCACGUAACUUUUGACUGUAAAAUAUAUUGGAUCGAGUGUCGCAGAAUUCGAAGUCCGUGACGAAGGAAACAGGAAGUAAGAAGCAGUAGUAGUAGAUUACGGAUCUCGUGUUCUGCGAAAUUUGAUUUAUUUUGUCUGUGUCCUUCAUUCUACGUCGCGUUGGCUCGUAUUGGCCGCGCGUCAUUACAACAAUAAACUUCUACAGUGAAAAGAAAGAUCGGACAAAGAGAACUGAGUCUCAGGGUUGCGCAAGUUUUGUCGCAGAAACUGCAAUCGAGUCAAAUUGAAUAACAAUCGAGUCGGAUCGACAAUCUGACGUAGGGAUUCGAACUGCAAAAUUCAAUCUCCGACAAGAACUUAAUUAAAACGUAGUUUCGAUACAAAUGGCCUUUCAACUGCCAAAAGAUUGGUUUACGCCUGUAUAAUAUAAGUAAUUCUACUUCUGGUUGGAAGAUUAAGCAAAUCAAACAAUCAAGACCCCGUUGCCCCAAAUGAGUGGUAAGUUAACUAACAAUUAAAUCAUAAUCCUUCAAAAUAAACAAAAAUAAGUGUUUUAAUUGUUUGUUAGCUUGCCACUUUAUUUAGUCGAUGCAACUAGACCUAAUACGAUCAAUAAUAUAUUGUGUCGGCUUUAUGAUAGUCUCAUUGAACUGAAUUCUAGACUUGCUUUACACAAGAGAUCAAGAGAUCAUGAAAAUUUUGAUCUGAAAGAUUUUAAUCAGUUUGUUCACCACGUACAGCCCUGAAAUUGAGUUCGUUUCAAUUCCGAUUCGAGUUGUUUCGACGAAUUUCUUUUUUACAAAGUGCACUCUUUUCGUUCAACAUUUUGGAAACUUUUAAACACUUGACGAAAAAUCGCGCGACGCCAUAAAGGAUUUUUAUCUUUAUCGAGGUUGAUAGAGAUGUUAUAUUACCCGUCGUAUCUUUCUAGCGGGAGAUUAAUGUUUGUUUCCCUGAAACGAUAUGGCUAUUUUUAUCACGUACCAUCAUUAUCACGUAGUAUUACGUAUGAAAUUUUCAGUUGCGAAGCGAAAGAUGAGGAGGAACGCGGCCAUAUCCGCAUUUUACGCACAUUUCUGGCCUCCGCAGGUGAGGCGAUUCUCGAUCUUUCUCAGCUUUGGCGAACGUGUACGAAUUCUUCGGUAUCUAACGCUAAUUGCGCGAAAGAUCGAAUCGCCCAAGCUGGAGGAAGCUUGAGAAACGAGCGCGACCUGAACGUCUUCCUCCACGUGUCACUUUACACGGCUGACGUUUCAGAUCGCGCGCGUUCUGAAGCCUCGUGUCUUUUUUAUUUCAAGAAAUUAUUUCAAGAAAUGUUUAUAUUGUACCACACGAAUAUGACAAAUGCUCAACCGUCGUUUGAAGAAUAUAGAUUCUUUGCUCACA